Molecule: messenger RNA, 1213 nt
Organism: Staurois parvus
Lineage: Eukaryota; Metazoa; Chordata; Amphibia; Anura; Ranidae
Source: the annotation of a GenBank genome assembly
AUGGCUCCCCUUCAUGCCAGUAUUUCUCUUCUCCUGGUCCUCGGACUGGUGCAGAUUGGCACAGCAUCUUAUUACGAUGGAGUGGAAGAACUGGACAACAACUUUAUUCUUGAAUCACUCCAACAAGCAAAGAAACUUGUGGAUGCAGCCUACAAACAUACCCGCCAAGUACUUAAAGAGAGACUGAGAAUGGGAUCUAUAACCCCUUCUGAGGUCAUGUCAUACUUUAAGCAGCCCGUGGCCUCAAGCAGAAAUCACAUCCGAGCUGCUGACUACAUAGAGACCACCUAUGACCUUCUGACGGAGAAGUUACAGAGUCUUUACAGCAGACCCUUCAAUAUUUCAGACUUGCUGACAGAAACUCAGCUGGACAUGUUGCACAAGGCUUCUGGCUAUGCUUUUCUGCUUCUUCCAAAGAAUUGUCUAAAUGAUCGAUAUCGCACCUUCACUGGAGAAUGCAACAACAGGAGAUUUCCCAACUUUGGUGUUUCCAACAGACCCUAUACACGAUUGCUAAGAGCCCAGUAUGAAGAUGGAAGAUCCUUACCUCAAGGAUGGACAGAAAGUCAAAAAAAAUCAAUGGUUUUGUUUUGCCUCUGGCGCGGGCUGUAUCCAAUCAGAUUAUCCAAUUCCCAGAGAGCCAGCAGACCCUAGACAGGCAGAGAUCACUUAUGUUCAUGCAGUGGGGUCAAUGGAUUGAUCAUGACCUCGAUCUGGCACCAGAGACUCCAUCAAGAUCAACCUUUCUAAGAGGCAUUGAUUGUGAUCACAGCUGUGCCCGGGAGCUACCAUGUUUUCCUCUGAAGAUCCCUCCUAACGACCCUCGAAUAAAAAAUCGCGCUGACUGCAUACCGCUCUUCCGCUCAUCUCCAGCCAGUGUGCCACGGUCCCCUAUACGUGAACAGAUGAAUAUUCUCACUUCUUACAUUGAUGCUAGUCAAGUGUAUGGCAGCACCAAUGAGUUGGCCAACAGAAUUCGUAACAGGAACAAUCAGCUUGGUCUUAUGGCUGUUAAUGCCAUGUUUACUGAUAAUGGGCGGGUCUACUUACCAUUCAGCACAAACGGGAUUGAAGAAGACUUCUGUCUCCAGACAAAUAGAACCUCGGUCUCCCAUGUUUCUUAGCUGGGGAUCCUCGAGUCAGUGAGCAGCCUGGUUUGACCGCGUUUCACACAAUCUUCAUAAGAGAACACAACCGCAUUGCCACUGAGUUG